Pogona vitticeps (central bearded dragon) is the source of this 3873-nucleotide messenger RNA. The record is from RefSeq and is a predicted model, not a curated record. Lineage: Eukaryota; Metazoa; Chordata; Lepidosauria; Squamata; Agamidae.
GCCAGCCUCAGAGCUCGGUGAAGGCUUCUGUACGAGGACGGGUCGUGUGGGCUUUCCCUCCAUCAUUGGAUACUGGUGUGUCAAGGACCAUGGUCUGCUGAGAAGGAGAAGGAACUCAAAGGGGGCACAAGUGACACUCCAUUGACCAUAUUGUUGGGGAGCAGCAGAAGCAGGCCAAGCCAAAGGAGAAGAGCAGAGAGAGGCUUUUAAACACAGCAACAGGACAGCUGUGGUGGGGCAAAAAUGGAAAACGCCCAUGCCAAGACAGCGGAAGAGUGCCUGGCUUACUUUGGAGUGAAUGAAAACACAGGCCUCUCUCCUGAGCAGGUGAAGAAGAACCUAGACAAAUAUGGACACAAUGAACUUCCAGCAGAAGAAGGCAAAUCCAUAUGGGAACUGGUGGUGGAACAAUUUGAAGACUUGCUUGUGCGAAUCCUUCUGCUCGCUGCCUGUAUCUCCUUUGUGCUGGCCUGGUUUGAGGAAGGUGAGGAGACCAUUACAGCUUUUGUGGAACCAUUUGUCAUUUUGCUGAUCUUGAUUGCCAAUGCAAUUGUUGGAGUAUGGCAGGAGAGGAAUGCCGAGAACGCCAUUGAGGCUUUAAAAGAGUAUGAGCCUGAGAUGGGCAAGGUCUAUCGGUCGGACAGGAAGUCUGUGCAGAGAAUAAAGGCCAGGGACAUGGUUCCUGGUGACAUCGCAGAGGUGGCAGUUGGUGACAAAGUGCCAGCUGAUAUCCGGAUCAUUUCUAUCAAAUCUACCACUCUGCGUGUGGACCAGUCCAUCCUCACAGGCGAGUCCGUCUCUGUGAUCAAACAUACCGAUCCCGUCCCAGAUCCCCGUGCUGUCAACCAGGACAAGAAGAACAUGCUGUUCUCGGGUACCAACAUCGGUGCAGGGAAAGCCGUAGGCAUUGUGAUUGCCACUGGUGUGGGCACUGAGAUUGGCAAGAUCCGUGAUGAGAUGGCAGCCACCGAGCAAGAGAAAACUCCCCUGCAGCAGAAACUGGAUGAAUUUGGCGAGCAGCUCUCCAAGGUCAUUUCCCUCAUCUGCGUGGCUGUCUGGCUUAUCAACAUUGGGCAUUUCAACGACCCCGUCCAUGGCGGCUCUUGGAUCCGUGGCGCCAUCUACUACUUCAAAAUUGCCGUUGCCCUCGCCGUGGCUGCCAUCCCAGAAGGUCUUCCUGCUGUCAUCACUACCUGUCUAGCCCUGGGUACUCGCCGUAUGGCCAAGAAGAACGCCAUUGUCAGAAGCCUGCCCUCUGUGGAGACCUUGGGCUGCACCUCCGUCAUCUGCUCAGACAAGACCGGCACCCUGACCACCAACCAAAUGUCUGUUUGCAAGAUGUUUGUCGUUGACAAAGUGGACGGAGAUGUCUGCACUCUGAAUGAGUUCUCAAUUACUGGUUCCACCUAUGCCCCCGAGGGAGAAGUUUUUAAGAAUGACAAACCAGUUAAGGCUGGGCAAUAUGAUGGGCUUGUUGAGCUGGCUACUAUCUGUGCCCUCUGCAAUGACUCUGCUCUAGAUUUCAAUGAGUCCAAAGGUGUGUAUGAGAAGGUGGGUGAAGCUACUGAAACUGCACUUACCUGCUUGGUUGAGAAGAUGAAUGUCUUCAACACAGAUGUCCGCAGCCUCUCCAAGGUGGAGCGUGCCAAUGCUUGUAACGCUGUGAUCAAACAACUCAUGAAGAAGGAAUUUACCCUGGAGUUCUCCCGUGACAGGAAGUCCAUGUCCGUCUACUGCUCCCCAGCAAAAGCCUCUCGGGCUGCUGUCGGCAAUAAGAUGUUUGUCAAGGGUGCCCCCGAGGGUGUGAUUGACCGUUGCAGCUAUGUCCGUGUGGGCACCACCCGUGUUCCUCUCACCCCUAAUGUUAAGGACCACAUCUUGGGAGUCAUCAAGGAGUAUGGCACAGGACGGGACACCCUCCGUUGCCUGGCACUGGCUACUCGUGAUACGCCCCCAAAGAGAGAAGAUAUGUAUCUUGAGGAUUCCACCAAAUUUGUGGACUAUGAGAUGGACCUGACUUUUGUGGGCUGCGUGGGCAUGUUGGACCCACCUCGCAAAGAGGUGAUGGGCUCCAUCCAGCUUUGUCGUGAAGCCGGCAUCCGUGUCAUCAUGAUCACCGGGGACAACAAAGGCACGGCCAUUGCCAUCUGUCGCCGUAUCGGCAUCUUCUCCGAGAACGAGGAGGUGACCGGCAGGGCUUACACUGGCCGCGAGUUUGAUGACCUGCCCUCAGCAGAGCAGCGGGAAGCCUGCAAGAGGGCCUGCUGCUUCGCUCGUGUUGAGCCGACGCACAAGUCCAAGAUCGUAGAGUUCUUGCAGAGCUUCGAUGAGAUCACAGCCAUGACCGGUGAUGGUGUAAAUGAUGCCCCAGCUCUGAAGAAAGCUGAGAUUGGUAUUGCCAUGGGCUCUGGCACCGCUGUGGCCAAGACUGCUUCAGAAAUGGUGCUAGCAGAUGAUAACUUCUCCACCAUUGUCGCUGCUGUUGAGGAGGGUCGGGCCAUCUACAACAACAUGAAACAAUUUAUCCGCUACCUCAUCUCCUCCAAUGUGGGUGAGGUCGUCUGUAUCUUCCUCACAGCUGCUCUGGGUCUCCCUGAAGCCUUGAUCCCUGUGCAGCUGCUGUGGGUGAACUUGGUGACUGAUGGGCUCCCAGCCACCGCCUUGGGCUUCAACCCCCCUGAUUUGGACAUCAUGAACAAGCCCCCUCGCAGCCCCAAGGAGCCCCUGAUCAGUGGCUGGCUCUUCUUCCGCUAUUUGGCUAUUGGAGGAUAUGUCGGAGCUGCCACUGUUGGUGCCGCUGCAUGGUGGUUCUUAUACGCUGAAGAUGGUCCUGCCGUGACCUACCACCAGCUGUCCCAUUUCAUGCAAUGUACAGAAGAAAACCCUGACUUUGAAGGGGUAGAGUGUGAAAUAUUUGAGUCUUCGGUCCCAAUGACCAUGGCUUUGUCUGUCCUGGUCACCAUUGAGAUGUGCAAUGCACUCAACAGUCUUUCAGAGAAUCAGUCUUUAGUGAGGAUGCCUCCCUGGGUCAAUAUCUGGCUGUUGGGAUCCAUCUGCCUCUCCAUGUCUCUGCACUUUGUCAUCCUCUACGUUGAUCCCUUGCCUAUGAUCUUCAAACUGACACACUUGGAUCUGCACCACUGGAUGGUGGUGCUGAAAAUUUCCUUGCCUGUCAUCUUUCUGGAUGAGAUCCUCAAAUUCGUCGCCCGGAACUACCUGGAGCCAUAAACUCUUCCCCCCUCUAUUCUCCUGUAUCCUGCCUCCCAGAAAAUAUAGAAGAAAAGAAGAGGAAGUAAACCUUUGGGUCACCAAGGAAAUGACCUCUUCAUCCCUUAACCAUGAAGAUCUCCCCACUUUCCUUAUGCCACUGCCAUGUCUGCUGCUCCCACCUCUGCUUCUGUGCCUUUCCCUUAUUUAAUAGCCAUUUUCUCCCCCCCCCCCACACACACACCUUUGUGCCUCCUUCAACAGGGACUUACCAGUGUGGGCCAUGACGCCGGCAUUUGCCAUGCCGUUUCCCGCCCAUCUGCUUCCCUCUCCUCCCCAGACACCACUAGCUACUUGGCUUCUGUACAUUUUGAGCCACCUGCCCGUCCUUGCCCCCUGCACACACACCUUAUCCUGGCCGCUUUCUACAUUAGUACCUCCAUUAACUAUGUUCACCCCCCACACACACACACACACUCUCCUCUUCACAUGACUAGAACCCACCUCAAGCCAGGGGUUGGAUUUUUUAAUGCACACAAUAAACAGAAAGAAACAUUUUGUUAGAGAACAACAAACAAGUGAAAUUCCUCAACUUGGAGGAAAUUAAGAGAUUCUUCUAGCUGCUUAUUUAUUGAUAUUAAAGAAUAAACUCUUAACUGUAACAAA